Messenger RNA from Trichomycterus rosablanca, 859 nucleotides. RefSeq names its product proteasome 20S subunit beta 2 (gene psmb2). Lineage: Eukaryota; Metazoa; Chordata; Actinopteri; Siluriformes; Trichomycteridae. Gene Ontology annotation, cellular component: proteasome core complex; nucleus; cytosol. The record is from RefSeq and is a predicted model, not a curated record. Bases 107 to 706 code for a protein of 199 amino acids. The transcript is spliced from 6 exons. Gene Ontology annotation, biological process: proteasomal protein catabolic process.
GAAGAGUGCGCCGACGUGCUGAACUUUUGCUGUGUAAUUUCUCAGUGUGUUCAUUCAAAGUCCGUGUAUCUGCAUUUCUGCAGUAGAAUUAUCCAGUGUAUGAAACAUGGAGUAUUUGAUCGGAAUUCAGGGGACGGAUUUUGUGCUGGUUGCGUCUGAUAACGUGGCCGCCAGCAGCAUUAUCCAGAUGAAACGAGACCAUGACAAGAUGUUCAAACUGAGUGAGAAAAUCCUGUUGUUGUGUGUCGGUGAGGCUGGAGACACAGUACAGUUUGCAGAGUAUAUUCAGAAAAAUGUUCAGCUCUACAAAAUGAGAAAUGGAUAUGAACUCAGUCCAGCAGCUGCAGCAAACUUCACCCGGAAGAAUCUUGCAGACUAUUUGCGCAGUAGGACUCCAUACCAUGUGAACCUGCUUUUGGCUGGUUAUGAUGAAACUGACGGGCCUUCGCUGUACUACAUGGACUAUCUCUCAGCUCUGGCUAAAGCUCCCUUUGCUGCACACGGAUAUGGAGCUUUUCUUACCUUGUCCAUCAUGGACAGAUACUACAGACCAGAUCUGACACGUGAAGAGGCUGUAGAUCUCCUGAAGAAGUGUGUAGAAGAGCUCAACAAGCGCUUUAUUAUGAACCUGCCUUCUUUCACUGUUCGUUUGAUUGAUAAAGAUGGCAUCCACGACAUGGAGAAACUUCCUCUGGGUGCUAAGUGACCUUCCACUGUUGCAGCUUCUUACCGCCCCUCUUUUGUACUGCAAAUCUGAUUCUUUAUGUUCCAAUAAAACCUCCCCCUAUUACAGUGCUUUGUGUUCAUCCACAGUAGAAACACAUCCAUUUAUUAAUAUUAAAACAAUAUUUUGUUUUCA